AUGGAAUCUAUACAAGAAAAAGCCAAAAAAGCUGAUGAACGUAUUCAACAAUUAAAAUCACUUAUUUCUAAUAUCGGUACGAGACAACUCGACCCAGAAGUAUAUUAUAACGUACUUCAAGAAGAAAAUAAACGAUUAAAAAGUCGAGUACAAAGUCUUGUGAAUGAAUUAACCUCAUUAGAGAAUCAACGAGGAGUAACACAACAAUAUGAUUUCGUAAAUAAAGUUCCUAAGGCUCCCGCUGAAUCUAAGCAACAAGCCGAAACUCCACAAGCAACACCAGCCGCAGCAGCAGCAGCAACAACAACUACAACAGAAUCUUCUGCUAGUGGUGAGCAAUCAAAAGCUAAAGAUAAAAAAGAAAAGAAAAAGACAGCUGCCAAAGAAGAAAAACCAGCAGCUAAUACUGCAAUCGAUAUAUCACGAUUUGAUUUACGUGUUGGAAGAAUCGUUUUAGUUGAAAAACAUCCUGAUGCAGAUUCUUUAUAUGUUGAACAAAUCGAUCUCGGUGAAGAAAAACCACGAACGGUUUGUAGUGGUCUUGUUAAACAUAUGCAAACAACUGAUCUCGAUCAAAAAUUAGUUAUUGUUUUAUGUAAUUUGAAACCAGCAAAAAUGCGUGGAAUUAUGUCUGAAGGAAUGGUUAUGUGUGCAUCAACAGCAGACAAAGUUGAAUUUCUUGAGCCACCAAGUGAUAGUAAACCCGGUGAUCGAAUUGAAUGUGAAGGUUAUGAUUGUAAAUCACCGGAUGCUCAAAUAAAAAAAGAAUUAUCUGAUCAAAUUUUACCUGAUAUGAGCACAAAUGAUAAAGGUGAAGCAACAUUCAAAGGAAUCUUAUGGACAGUAGGCAAUGGUAAAAAUGUUAUUAAAUCCAAAAGUCUUGCAAAUGUACCUAUUAAAUGA
Molecule: messenger RNA, 903 nt
Organism: Adineta steineri
Lineage: Eukaryota; Metazoa; Rotifera; Eurotatoria; Adinetida; Adinetidae
Source: the annotation of a GenBank genome assembly